UGGGCAUUUGGCGUGACGAUGUGGGAGAUAAUGACUCGUGGUCAAACUCCGUACCCCGGCGUGGAGAACUCUGAGAUCUACGAGUAUCUGAUUAAAGGAGAACGACUGAAGAAACCUCCAGACUGCAGAGACGACAUUUAUGAGAUCAUGCACAGCUGCUGGAGUCCCGUUCCUAAAUGUCGUCCCAGUUUCCAGCGUCUGGUAGUCCAGCUGGAGGCGCAGUGGCUCAGCUUGUCCCCCGCCUCCCCGCAGAAGGAGCCUCUGCUGUAUGUCAACCUGGAGGGGGACGAGGGGGAACUGAGUCGAGGGGGAGGACGAGGAGGAGCGGUCGGGGCCCCGGGGGUGGCGGAGGAAGCAGCAGCAGCCGGGAGUCCGAGCUGGAGCGUCCCCUGGCAGCGGAGGGCGGAUGACGAGGAGAAGGACUGGCUGAUGGUGGGGUCCGGGGCCGCACUCGCCAUCGGAGGAGACUACAGGUACAUCAUCGGCCCCUGUGGAGGCCCAGAGGAGGAGGAAGUGGAGGGGGAGGAGGAUGUGGAGGGGGGAGGCGCAGGGAGGAGGGAGGAGGUCAGAGACGAAGAGGACGAUGUCGUCAUUAAUGUCUGACCAAUCCCAGUGCUCCUCUCACCUGAUUGGACCUGAGCUCGUCAGUCAGCUGAUCAGAGACGCUGGAUUUACAGCACUGAGCAGCAGCAGGCGGGUGGAGACUCGCUGGAGGUAGGCUGGUUCCCGUCUGGCUGUGACUGUUAGCCUAGCUUAGCACAAAGACUGAAAGCAGAGGGAAAGUUAGCCUCUGUUCCAUUAUUGUAUUUAACAGGAAGUGAAUAAGUCCGUAACUGUUCACGAACCUGAAGGUGGAUUAUUAGCAUUAUUAGCAUUGAACUUGUAAAAUAUAAUUUGGACACUUUAGGGUGAAACAAUUUAAAACAAUAAGUUUAAUUCAAAUUCACUGACAACAAUUUAAAAUCAUCUAAAGUCAUUAGUUCUGGUGUCAGUGAGCUGAUAUUUAUUGGAUUAUUUUACAGACUAAUCCAGUAAAUUGGUAAUCAAUAACCUGUCCAUCGUUCAGAUUCAUUUCACUAAAUGAAAUAGACAGUGAACGUGUGAAUGAAACCACUUUAAACAUCCGUUUCAUUGUUUUUAUGUUUGUUCUGUUUUUUUACUGGAAGGCUGCAGAGGAAACUGGUCCUUCAAAAUAAAAGCUUUCAACCUUUUAUUAAACUUUUCAUCAACUGUAACAACCACACUGGAACCAAUAAUCAGUGAUAUUAACUCAUCUGUGCUCUCUGCUGGACAAACAUUUCUUCAGUGUCCAUCAUUUCUUCAUUUAUAGAAACAGGAGAGCAGACCGCUGUGUCAAGCCCUGCCCCCUUUCAGGCGCUCAGGAGUCUUUAAUGUCAUAAAUUAAGAAUAUUGACAUUUAUCUAUUAUAAAUCCUCUGUGCAGUCAGUAAACAACGCUGUUGUGUUGUUGUAGUUGUAAAUAAACAUAGUGGUUGAUGAGUGUCCUUUUAUCUUUACUUCCUGUUACUUUCUGCUG
Morone saxatilis (striped sea-bass) is the source of this 1536-nucleotide messenger RNA. RefSeq names its product tyrosine-protein kinase receptor TYRO3-like. Gene Ontology annotation, molecular function: transmembrane receptor protein tyrosine kinase activity. NCBI's taxonomy places the organism in Eukaryota, Metazoa, Chordata, Actinopteri, Moronidae. Gene Ontology annotation, biological process: phagocytosis; positive regulation of kinase activity; cell migration. The record is from RefSeq and is a predicted model, not a curated record. Gene Ontology annotation, cellular component: signaling receptor complex.